Adineta steineri is the source of this 1389-nucleotide messenger RNA. The record is from the annotation of a GenBank genome assembly. NCBI's taxonomy places the organism in Eukaryota, Metazoa, Rotifera, Eurotatoria, Adinetida, Adinetidae.
AUGAAUUCUGAUGUUGAUGAACAUACAGUAAUUAAUGUAACUAAUAAUACAUUGCCAGACGUUUGUAUUGUAUCGAGUGAAAAUCAACCACUUUUACCCCCAUCAAGUCCAGGAACUCCGAAUAUGGAAUUAGCAGAUAAUCCGCAUUUACCUCCAUGGAAUACAAAUAUAACAGAUGAUCCUGAAUAUGCUGAGGUUAUUAAACAAGCUGAAAGAGCUAUUGAAGGUAGCAUAUUACCAGUACGAAUAGCAGCUGGUUCAUCUGGCUCAUAUUUUGUUCGAAAUCUCGAAGGAAAAACAAUUGGAGUAUUUAAACCAAAAGAUGAAGAACCAUAUGGUCGUUUUAAUCCCAAAUGGACAAAAUGGUUACACAAAACUCUUUGUCCGUGUUGUUUUGGUCGUGGUUGCCUUAUUCCUAAUCAAGGCUAUCUAUCCGAAGCUGGUGCUAGUAUUAUAGAUACGAAACUUCGUCUUAAUAUAGUACCGAAAACACGAGCUGUUCGUUUAGCAGCUGACUCAUUUAAUUAUCCAGCAUAUCAACGACAUUUAAUAACAGCCAAACGUGAAAUCAAUGAAAGUGUUGGGCGACGUAUGCAUGGUAGACGAGUAUUUCAACCAAAAGGAUUACCACCUAAAAUUGGAUCUUUUCAAUUAUUUGUUGAAAAUUAUGUUGAUGCAGAUGUGUUUCUUAAACAAUUAGAUCAUGAUUCAUUACCAGAAGAUGUAACGAAACAAUUCCAAAGACAAUUUGAAAGACUUGUUGUCUUGGAUUAUAUUAUUCGCAAUACAGAUCGCAAUAAUGGUAAUUGGUUGGUUAAAUAUGAAGUUAAAACGAACAGCGAACGUGAUAUGACUAAAAAUGAUGGUAGUGGUGAUGAAGGCGAUCAUUUGAAUAAUGCUGUUACAACAUCUACUACAGAUGAAGCGACAAGUACACGACCAGCUGUUGAUAUACGUAUAGCAGCCAUUGAUAAUGGUCUUGCAUUUCCAUUCAAACAUCCAGAUGAAUGGCGUACAUAUCCAUUCCAUUGGGCUUGGUUACCCCAAGCUAAAACUCCAUUUUCUGAAGAAAUUAAAUCUCUUGUAAUACCAUUAUUAUCUGAUUUGAAUUUUGUCCAACAUGAAUUAUGUGAUGAAAUUCAACGUUUAUUUUCUCAAGAUAAAAAUUAUGAUCGACGUUUUGUUGAACGACAAUUAUCUGUGAUGCGUGGACAGAUUCUAAAUUUAGUACAAGCAAUGCGUGACGGUAAAUCUCCAUUUCAAUUAGUUCAAAUGCCUGGUGUUAUUGUUGAACGACUUACGCAUGAUCCGCAUGGUGGUGAUGUAUCGGGACCUAAACAAUUUAAACAAAUAUUUAAUGAUCGUUAUCCACUCUUUUCUUGGUUUUAA